Messenger RNA from Symbiodinium sp. CCMP2456, 1047 nucleotides. NCBI's taxonomy places the organism in Eukaryota, Dinophyceae, Suessiales, Symbiodiniaceae. The record is from the annotation of a GenBank genome assembly.
AUGACUGGACAAGAGGCCAAUCCGUUGACGUCUUGGAUUUCCUCCUGGGUGGGAAGCUCUGCAUCUUCAGCAUCCAAACUUCCAGAUGGAAAGGUGGAGGAUGAAGACAAGUGGGAGCGUGAACGAGCUUUCGACAUCGCUGACAGUCUGGAAAACGGCUUGGCGCGGGAGAUUGUCACGGAGUUCAUGCAUCCCCUCCGAAGAGCUAGCAAGCUCUGGAAAUUCCACGUCAUCCGAUCCGAGGUCAAGAACUUGCCUGCUGACAUCAAAGAGAAGGAGGUGAAAUACAUCUUCAGCAAGUAUGGAGUCGUGCAAGCCGCUGAUGUGAUAAUGUGGCCAGGGACGCCAACGCUGUGUCCGAACGGGAACUUGGCAUCAGUGGAGACGCCGCUUUCCAGCCGCCAGAAGGUGGAGUGGCAGGCUUGUGCGUUCAUCACGUACAGCAAGGCAGAAGCUGCCGGGACGGCGGUGAAAGCAUUGAAUGGUGUGUACCGUCCACGCAGUUCAUCGCCAGAGCCACUAGCUGUCAUGCUUGCUCGGCCUGGAGCGCUUCCGGACCCAGUGCAGUCAGGCUUGCCUGCGCCACAAGAUGAGCAAGUCGCGGUGAUUGCUAGCGUGGACAAGGUCGGGAGCAAUUUCUCCUCAAGCUUGCCUGCAGCAGCAACUGCCACGGCCUCUUAUGUCGCGGAGAAGACUCGAUGUAAACUUUUCGUUGGCAAUCUCCACUCCGACAUUCCGCGAGAAAGGUUGAGCCAAGUCUUCGGAGAAUGGGGUAGGGUCGUGAACGUGCAUGUCAUGACCGGGAAGUCCAAGUUCGGCAGUGCUUGUGCGUUUGUAGAAAUGGCCACACCUGCCGAAGCCGAAAUUGCCUUGAAGGCACUUCACCAAAAGUACGAGCCGAGGAUCGGAUCUAUGACUGCUCCGGUUACAGUGACGUACUUCCAGUCUCAAAGCAGUGGAAAGGCAGCACAAACCCUGGGCUCACCAGCUGUGCCGGGUUUCUCCCAAGCUGGUGGGUUUUCGAGAUACACUCCGUACCAAGUCUAG